Molecule: messenger RNA, 4207 nt
Organism: Puntigrus tetrazona (Sumatra barb)
Lineage: Eukaryota; Metazoa; Chordata; Actinopteri; Cypriniformes; Cyprinidae
Product: NACHT, LRR and PYD domains-containing protein 12-like
Molecular function (GO): protein binding
Source: RefSeq, a predicted model, not a curated record
GAGGAGGCGUGGCUUCGAGCUUCACGCGCUUCAGUUUGGGACACAGAUACAGUGGUCUGUGUUUGUUUCCACUAGCUGCUCGUGAAACGGAAGUUUAACACAUUAGAAUCGUGAGUUGGUGAAGGACGAUGGCGUCUGUUAAAAAGCUGCUCUUGGACCAACUGAUGGAGCUGGCAGAAGAUGAACUGAAGAAAUUUCAUUGGCAUUUAGUGAAUUUUUAUCAAAAGUGCAUAUCAAAGUCUGAAUUGAAAAAUGCAGAUAGACUUGACACAGUAGAUAAGAUGGUGAUGUGUUUUGGACCAGAUGAAGCUGUGAAGGUCAUGGUAGACGUCCUGAGAAAGAUAAACCAAAAUGAUCUGGCUGAACAGUUGCAGAAUGAACACAAGCAAGCUCAGACUGAGGACAAUAUGAAGACAUCUGUCCCUGUUAGAGAGCUGCAAAAUGUCUUGAAAACUCACAAAAACAACAUGAAGAUGAAGGCAAAAUACAUUUUUGAGGGCAACAAAGAAACUGACACAGAUCUGAAAGCUGUUUACACAGAUCUGUUCAUCACAGAGGGAGAUAUGAAAGAUGUAAAUCAGGAACAUGAGAUUCUGAAGAUUGAUGAUGCUUUCAAGAACAAAAAAACACAGGACAAACCAAUCAAAUGCAAUGAUAUAUUUACUGAACUAAGGAAAAACAAUGAGUUAAAGAUUGUGUUGACCAAAGGAGUCGCUGGCAUUGGAAAAACUGUGUCUGUGCACAAGUUCAUCCUGGACUGGGCCGAAGGAGAAUCUAAUCAGGAUAUAGACUGUGUGUUCCUGCUUCCAUUCAGAGAGAUCAAUGUGAUUAAAGAGAGAGAGGUCAGUCUCCAUGAGUUUCUGCUGAAAUUUAAUCCUGAAUUGAUGUACCUAGAGAAAUCAAAGUUAUAUACAGAAUAUAAACUUGUGUUUAUAUUUGAUGGACUUGAUGAGAGUCGACUGCCUUUGAUUUUUGAAAGUGAUGCAUUGAACACUGUUGAGGAAAGAUCAUCUGUAGAUGUGCUCUUUACAAGUCUGGUCAAAGGUAAACUGCUUCCAUCAGCUCUUGUCUGGGUCACAUCACGACCAGCAGCAGCCAAUCAGAUCCCUCCUCAGUAUGUAGGAUUGUUCACAGAAGUGCAAGGAUUCACUGACCUACAAAAGGAGGAGUACUUCAGAAAGAAAUUCACAGAUGAGAGUCUGUCCUCCAGAAUCAUCUCACACAUUAAGACGUCUCGUAGUCUCUACAUCAUGUGCCACAUUCCUGUGUUCUGCUGGAUCACAGCCACAGUACUUCAGGAUAUUCUCACUGAGAACAAUGAAGAGAACAUCAGCACAACACUCACUGAAAUGUACAUUCACUUCCUGAGGAUACAGAUGAACAUGAAGUGUCAGAAAUAUGGCAAACAACAAGAAGGAGAAUGUUCAGAGCACUUACUUUUAAAUAGAAAGAUGAUUCUGAAGUUAGCCAAGCUAGCGUUUGAACAGCUGAAGCAGGAAAACAUUGUGUUCUAUGAGAAAGAUCUGAAAGCAUGUGGUAUUGAUGUGAGUAAAGAUGCUGAGUUCACAGGAAUGAUCGCUCAGAUCUUUAAGAAGGAAGUUGGACUUUAUAAGACAAAGGUCUUCUGCUUUGUGCAUCUGAGCCUUCAAGAGUUCCUCGCUGCAGUGCAUGUGUUCAUCUGUUACCUGAAAAAAAACAAGCAAGAGCUGAAGUUUUUCUUUGAUGAUUCACAAACUACAGUCAUACAAAAUCUUACAUUUCCUUUUAGAAAGGUCAAAUGGCAUGACUUAACAGAGAGAGCCAUUGAAAAAGCAAUGCAGAGUAAGAGAGGGCAUCUGGACCUGUUCCUGCGGUUUCUGAUGGGAAUUUCACUGGAAUCCAGUCAAAAUCUGCUCAAAGGCCUGCUCACACACACUGAAGACACCACAGAGAGCAUCAGAAAUCUAAGUGCACAUAUUAAAGAAUUACAACAACAGGACAUCUCAGAUGAAACUUCAGUCAACCUGUUCUACUGCUUACUUGAGCUCAAGGAUAAUUCAUUAUAUGAGGAAAUCCAGAGUUACCUCAGUUCAAAUGAACAUCCAGGAAGAGAUCUCUCAUCUUCAAUGUGCACAGUGUUGACCUACAUACUACUGAUGUCAGAGAAGGUGCUAGAUGAGUUCAACCCAAAGAGGUUCACAUCAAAACUAGCAGACUACAAGAGACUCAUUCCAGCUGUGAGAUGCUGCAGAAAAGCUCUAUUCGAAAGCUGUGGUUUUGAUGAAACAUGCUGUGAAACUCUGUCCUCUGCUCUACAAUCAUCAAACCAUCUGACAGAGCUGAACCUGAGGACCAAUCAUCUGCAGGAUUCAGGAGUGAAGCUGCUUUCUGAUGGACUGAAGAGUUCACACUGUCGUUUAAACAUACUGAGGCUGUGUGGGUGUCAUCUCACUGCUCUGUCCUCUAUAAGUUUAUCUUCAACUUUACAAUCAUCAAACUCUGUCCUGAAAGAGCUGGACCUGAGUAACAAUGAUCUGCAGGAUUCAGGAGUGAAGCGUCUUUCUGAUGGACUCAAUAGUCCAGUCUCUAAACUGGAGAUACUAAGAUUUUCCACAUGUAAUCUCACUGCACAGUCUUGUGGGAGUUUGUCUUCAGUUUUACAAUCCUCAAACUCUGUCCUGAAAGAGCUGGACCUGAGUAACAAUGACCUGCAGGAUUCAGGAGUGAAGCUUCUUUUGGAUGGACUGAAGAGUCCAAACUCUAAGCUGGAGAUACUGAGAUUUUCCACAUGUAAUCUCACUGCACAGUCUUGUGGGAGUUUGUCUUCAGUUUUACAAUCCUCAAACUCUGUUCUGAAAGAGCUGGACCUGAGUAACAAUGAUUUGCAGGAUUCAGGAGUGAAGCUUCUUUCUGAUGGACUCAAUAGUCCAAUUUCUAAACUGGAGAUACUAAGAUUUUCCACAUGUAAUAUCACUGCACAGUCUUGUGGGAGUUUGUCUUCAGUUUUACAAUCCUCAAACUCUGUCCUGAAAGAGCUGGACCUGAGUAACAAUGAUCUGCAGGAUUCAGGAGUGAAGCUUCUUUCUGAAGGACUGAAGAGUCCAAACUCUAGACUGAAGAUACUGAGGUUGUCUGGCUGCAUGGUGACAGAGAAAGGCUGUGGUUAUGUGUCUUCAGCUCUGACUUCAAACCCCUCACACCUGAGAGAGCUGGAUCUGAGCUACAAUCAUCCUGGAGAUUCAGGAGUGAAGCUGCUCUCUGAAAAACUGGAGGAUCCAAACUGCGCACUGGACAAACUCAGCGUGGAUCAUGGAGGACAGUCUAGGAUUACAGUAGGACUACAAAAAUAUGCCUGUGCUCUCACACUGGAUCCAAACACAGCUCACAUUCAUCUCAUUCUGUCUGAGGACAACAGAAAGGUGAUACACGUGGAAGAGGAUCAGUCAUAUGCUGAUCAUCCAGAGAGAUUCAUAGAUAAUCCUCAGGUGUUGUGUAGAGAGAGUCUGCCUGAACGCUGUUAUUUGGAGGCUGAAUGGACUGGAACUGCUGCUGUAUGCGUAUCAUAUAAAGGCAUCGGCAGGAAAGGAGGGACUGAUUGUGUGUUUGGAGCCAGUGAAAACACCUGGUGUCUGAUCUGCUAUGAGGACAGUUUCAGCGUCCGUUGUAAUGAUAGGUUCACUGAGAUACCUUUCCCUUCAGGUCACUCUAACAGAAUUGGAGUGUAUGUGAACAUGUCUGCUGGAACCGUGUCUUUCUACGUUAUCUCUGACACACACACGCUCAAACACUUACACACAUACAACACCACUUUCACUGAGUCUCUCUGUGCUGGAUUUGGCUUUAUGGGUUAUAUUUUCGACUCAUCAGCAUGCCUGUGUCUGAUUGAUAAACCUCUGAACAACAACUAAGAGGCCAAGAGGACAACAACUAUCUUCAUUGCUGGGAUCUAUCAUACAAGUACAUAUUUUGUCCACAAGUGUAAGUCUGUUUAUCUUUAUACCAUAUAUCAUAUAUAUUUUGAGGUGAUUUUGUUGAACAACAUUUAUAAAUAAAUUAUGAUAAUAUAUUAAUGAUUGAGUGAAAUAGCAAAAACAAAAAGUCACAACUGUGUUUGUUGGGUAGUUGGUGUCUGUGAUUGUGCAGUAAAUGACAUUUAUUUAUAUAUUACUAAAAAGAGAGAUAAUCUGCAUUGUUAAAGUGCUAUUUAAAUAAAGAUAUGCACUGUUAA